ACACGGAAAUCUCAUUGCUGUGCUUCAUUCCCAGCCACAGACUCCGUGCCCAGCUGCUGCUGUGUUGUUUGGAUGAGUGCUGAGUGGGAGCUGGCGGUGGGAGUGACGAAACUGCGGAAGCGCAGAUAAAGCCGGGUUCCUCGGAACUACACAAACUCUCGCCGUCUCGUUGCUUCCCGUGACUGACAAAUGGCGUUCCUCCGUAGCCACCUGGCGCCUGUGGUGUUCUGCGCGCAGGUCGCCAGCUCGUUCUUCGACACCGGUCUCCAGAUGGUUGUAAAGCAGCGUUAUGAGAAUACCACACGCCCCGGAGUCGGAGGAAAGCACGAGCAGAAGUCCAUCGCAGACUUUUACAUGAUCUUUAACAUCUUAACCAAGGUGGUGCCCAUCAUCCCAGCGUUCGUGCUGGCGCGAAUCGGAGACAAGGGCCACCGGAAGGUGCCUGUAGUAGUCCCUCUGAUCGGUUACUUCGUUUCACGCGCGCUGCUCUUGUUUGUCAUAGCGUUUGAGUGGAGAGUAGAAGUGAUGUACGCGGCCCCUGUGGUGAACGGUCUCUGCGGCGGCUUCUCGUCCUACUGGCCAGGCGUGAUAGCGCUGGUGUCGCUGAGCGCGAGCGAGGAGGUCAGGUCUCUGCGCAUCAUGCGCACGGAGCUCACCUACGGUCUAGCAGGCUUCCUGGGGAGUCUGGCAUCAGGUCACCUGUUCCAGCUUUACGCGCUCGGACACAGACAAGGAGUUGUGCUUGCGUGCGCGAGCGUGGUGCUGUACUUCCUGUGCCUCGUGUACGCGGCGUGUAUCUUACAAGUCGGCACGCGCACGGCGUCCCCGGACGCGGAUGAGAGGCGUGAUGGUGAGAGUGCCGGCAUCCUGAACUCCGACAAGGCCAACAUCGCGCUCCUGUUCGCAGCAGGGAUCCUGUACGACGUGGCGGUGGCGGGUGGAGUGGAGAUCCUCUGCGUGUACGUGCUGGAGGCGCCGCUCAACUGGACUGCCACGCAAGUGGGCUACGGCAACGCCGCCGGCUCGGUCAUCUUCAUCACCAGUUUCCUCGGCGUGAAGCUGUUCACACGCUGCUCUCUGAGCGACACGAGCAUGAUCAUGAUAGGCAUGCUCUCCUUCCUCACAGGGAUCUACUUCAUGUCGUUCGUUACAACCACCACCACGUAUUACUUAGCUCGUACACUCACUUUGUUUGCACUCAUCCCUAUGCCUACCAUUCGCUCGCUACUGUCCAAGCAGGUCCGAGGAUCAUCAUAUGGAAAGACUUUCACAGGGCUCCAACUGUCCUUCCAAUUGGUUGGUUUAGCUACAACACCUAUCUUCACCAAGGUCUACCAGUCCACACGGCCCAUCCUUCCAGGGUUUGUCUUCACCUUAUCCAGCAUCAUAACAUUCCUCGCCAUGAUUCCCAUCAGCAUUGUUGGGUGUCGUACUGCAAGGCAGGAACGCUACGAGAGAUUUUAAGGGAAUUGAAACCUCAUGCAGGGCAGCUGCAGGGUUCCCAGUUCGAACCUGAGUUCGACUUUCUGUCUGUGCAGAGUUUCACAGGUUCUCUUUAUAUUCCUCUGAGUUCUCCAGUUUUCUCCAACCUCCCAAAAACCUACUAGUUGGUGUAAUCACUGUGAUAAAUUGCCUCUUGGCGUGAGUGUGUACUUAUAUGAUGCCCUGUGCUGGACUGGUGUCACAUCCAGGGUCAAUUCCUUUUUCUGGAUCCGCCACAAGCCUGACCAGGACGAAGCAGUUAUGAAGAUAAAUAAAUGAUGAAUGAAUGAAACCCCAUGCAUGAUGCAUUUCCAAAUAGCAAGGUUUUUUUUAAUUAACAAAAAAAAUUAAUAUGUUUACUGGUAAUUUUGUUGUUAAUAUUUCACUUCACUGGUACUUUGUGGUGUAUAAAUGUUUCUUGUAUAUGUUUUGGGCUUUCGUAGUUGUGUUACAGACAGUAUUAUGUUAUUUUAUUUGUGACCACUUUGUAUGAAAAUGUACAAAAAGGCAUAAUGAUCAUGCCUUUGAGUACUGUGGGGUACGUUUUUUAUUUUAUUGGCCACACACUCACCAUCUAGUCACUAUUUUUUGUAUUUUUGAUAAAAGAUUAAUAUCUGUUCAUAUCUGUAUUCAAAAAGGAGUUUGGUGAUUGUUUUGUUCAUUGAUAAAGUGCCUUCACUUUUUAA
Messenger RNA from Pangasianodon hypophthalmus (striped catfish), 2168 nucleotides. RefSeq names its product thymic stromal cotransporter homolog. Gene Ontology annotation, molecular function: transmembrane transporter activity. Gene Ontology annotation, biological process: transmembrane transport. Gene Ontology annotation, cellular component: membrane. The transcript is spliced from 4 exons. Lineage: Eukaryota; Metazoa; Chordata; Actinopteri; Siluriformes; Pangasiidae. The coding region runs from base 190 to 1464 and encodes 424 amino acids. The record is from RefSeq and is a predicted model, not a curated record.